Saccostrea echinata is the source of this 1213-nucleotide messenger RNA. RefSeq names its product neurogenic differentiation factor 6-A-like. NCBI's taxonomy places the organism in Eukaryota, Metazoa, Mollusca, Bivalvia, Ostreida, Ostreidae. The coding region runs from base 1 to 1104 and encodes 367 amino acids. Gene Ontology annotation, molecular function: protein dimerization activity. The transcript has a single exon. The record is from RefSeq and is a predicted model, not a curated record.
AUGCCUAUAAGGCUGGAUACAUCAAUCAUGGACACAGAUCCAGAAUUCAGUUUGACCGGAAGUGACUUUGAAGACGCGGAUAUAGAAGAUCUUUCUGAUAUAAAUGAGAGUGAUUUUGAUCAGUGCAGCAUUAAAUCGUCAAACAUUUCUCAAAACGCAGAAACAACUGACGAGAAAGAGUCGAAGUCACAGAAAGAUGACGUUAAGGUGCCGAAAAAAAGGGGUCCAAAAAAGAAACGGAUGACUAAGGCUCGAGUAGCGAAAUUGCGCUUGCGUCGAGUGAAGGCUAAUGCCAGAGAACGUAACCGAAUGCAUGGACUCAAUGACGCACUAGAUGUUUUAAGACAACAUGUGCCUUGUUAUUCUAAAAACCAAAAACUGUCUAAAAUAGAAACCCUACGUCUCGCAAGAAAUUACAUAGGUGCCUUAGCAGAUAUUCUAAAAGCUGGAAUGAAACCUGAUUCCAUUACGUUCGCCAAAGCCUUGUCAAAGGGACUAUCUCAAAACACGAUGAAUCUCGUCGCCGGGGGACUUCAGCUGAACCCAAGGACUCUUCUUCCGGAGUCUUCAUAUGGGAAACCCUUUCAGUUUUAUUAUAGCAACUCGUACCAUUUAUCUCACAACAGUAACCAAUAUAAUCAGACAUUUAACUUUCAGACCUUUAAUCAGUUAUCUCCUAACCAUAUCAUAAGUGCCUCAGUUUCGCCCAAUCAGAUGCUUUCUUACUCUUCUCAUAUUCAUUCUCCUAUUCGAGGAGAUCCGUCUUGCCAAGUGUCCCCUUCGUCCAUUGGUUAUACCACAUCAAGUGACGCAAGUCCAAUUCAAGUGCCCAAAUCCUCCACGGUGCCUUCUCUUCAAGUCGAGGCUGUGACGUCGACAAACUUCAUGAGAUGUGACAGCACUGUUGAACCAUACAUGUGCGGCAUCAAUGUUAGAAAUCCGAACGAUAACGGAAUCUUCCCACAAGGUCACGUGUCAUCAUCUCAGGAUUGUAAUCCAUAUAUUAUACUAGAUGAAAUUUCGGAAUACCGACCUGAUUCCACCGUCAACCCGGAAAUGAACAUCAUCAGUGCCGCCUCUAACCUCUUUGACGUCACUGGUUAGGGGUCACAUCUCAAUCUAAGUCUGGUUUUGUGGUUGUUUCAAUGUAACGUCAUGAUCAAAGAAAAACACAAUAGUUAGGGCAUUUUUUUUUUAUCAUUUUGACUUUUGU